UUUUUUUUUCUCUGCCGGUGCGGAGUAGCGCGCGCAUUGGGAGCCGGAGACGCGCGUUGCGCGCGAGACUCUUAGCAUUGGCAGGCUGACGGUGACACGUGCCUCUCUCUCAACACCCCCGAGCUCCCGUGUACCGCAUUGGCAUCAGCGACGGCCACUGAAACGCAGGAGUCGAAGCUGUGCCACGGAUACAGAGAACGGAAAACCCCGCGCAAAACUGCGAACAUUCUCCUUUUACGCACUGGACAUUAAACUUGCUCUCACCCGGGAAGCGCGCAUAAGAGUUCGGCCAGAAAAAAAGAGAGAGGAGCGGGUGAGCAGGAUGCAGGCGCCAGGCAUCAUUUACGUCUGAAAGUGACAUGAACCACGGAAUUACCAAAAACAGCAGGCGUGAUUUCAGUCACAACUGGAGAUAACGAAUACGCGUCACUUCGCUUCGUGGAUGCGCAGACAAAGAACUCCGCUCACACACAAAAUUUCAUAUAUCUAGAAGAAGAAGAAGAAAAAAAUAUUUGCAGAGGUUUUUGAACAGUCUCAUUUAGAAGAGCAAUCAUGGCAACGUUAAUUAGAAGCAAGAUCUCCAACAAGCUCUCCAACGCGGCCACCACGGUCACCAAUAAGUCGCAGGCGAAGGUGAGUGGGAUGUUCGCCAAAUUGGGAUUCCAGGCCGCCACCGAUGAAGAGGGUUUGGGCUUCGCCGCCUGCGAUGAUCUGGACUAUGACCACAGGCAGGGGCUUCAAAUGGACAUCCUUAAAAAUGAUGAAAUUGGAGGAGAGGGCGGCGGGGAAAUGGGGGGAGAGGGGACGGUCGAAGGGGACAGCCAUUACCAGAGGGAUGGAACGGGUCCACCGCCCUCAGCGUCCAAAGACGGCGGAUUUUGCUCCGAAUUUGGCGGCCCGGACAAGCCAAAAAUCACUGCUUGGGAGGCAGGAUGGAACGUGACCAAUGCGAUCCAGGGCAUGUUUGUUCUUGGCUUACCCUACGCCAUUCUCCACGGCGGAUAUCUCGGACUGUUCCUCAUUAUAUUCGCCGCGGUCGUGUGCUGCUACACGGGGAAAAUCCUCAUCGCUUGCCUCUACGAAGAGAACGAAGACGGCCAGUUGGUACGAGUGAGAGACUCGUAUGUGGAUAUUGCCAACGCGUGCUGCGCGCCGCGCUUUCCCGCGCUGGGAGGCCACGUCGUCAACGUAGCCCAAAUCAUUGAGCUCGUGAUGACCUGCAUUUUGUACGUCGUCGUGAGCGGAAACCUGAUGUACAACAGCUUUCCCAACCUUCCCGUGUCCCAGAGGUCCUGGGCCAUCAUCGCCACCGCCGCUCUUCUGCCUUGCGCCUUCCUCAAGAACCUCAAAGCCGUGUCCAAGUUCAGCUUGCUCUGCACCAUCGCGCACUUUAUCAUCAACAUCCUAGUCAUCGCCUACUGUCUGUCUAGGGCGCGAGACUGGGCGUGGGACAAGGUCAAGUUUUACAUCGACGUCAAGAAGUUCCCCAUCUCAAUCGGCAUCAUCGUCUUCAGCUACACCUCGCAGAUCUUCCUGCCCUCGCUGGAGGGGAACAUGCAGAAGCCCAGCGAGUUCCACUGCAUGAUGAACUGGACUCACAUCGCUGCCUGCAUCCUCAAAGGCUUGUUCGCCCUGGUGGCUUACCUGACGUGGGCCGACGAGACCAAGGAGGUGAUUACGGACAACCUACCGUCGAGCAUCAGAGCCGUCGUCAACCUCUUCUUGGUGUCCAAGGCGCUGCUGUCGUACCCGCUGCCGUUCUUCGCCGCCGUCGAGGUCCUGGAAAAGACUUUCUUCCAAGACGGAGGGCGCGCGUUUUUCCCGGACUGCUACGGGGGCGACGGGCGGCUCAAGUCGUGGGGUCUUUCGCUCCGCUGCGCCCUAGUCGUGUUCACAAUGCUCAUGGCCAUUUACGUGCCCCACUUCGCGCUCCUCAUGGGUCUGACGGGCAGUUUGACGGGCGCGGGUCUGUGCUUCCUCCUCCCCAGCCUUUUUCAUCUCAAGCUGCUGUGGAGAAAGCUCUUGUGGCAUCAAGUCUUCUUCGAUGUGGCUAUAUUUGUAAUCGGGGGUAUAUGCAGUAUUUCUGGGUUCAUUCAUUCCGUUGAGGGUCUCAUCGAGGCGUACAAAUACAACAUUCCGGAUUAGUUCGGAACAUGGUAGUUUGGUUAUAAGUGUUACAACGCAUCCCACAUAUUGACAACCAAACCAAUAAGUCCCCCCAACCCCCUCCCCCGAAAAAAUAAAAAAUAAAAAAAUUCCCAGGUUCAUUCAUUCAAGCGUCUGCAAAUAAGACAUUGACAUACAAUAAAUAAAUCAGUUUGCAAUUCAAAUAUGAGAAAUGCCUUGGACAACAACGCGCGUUACAAAUAGACACCAGAGCAAAACAUUUAUUUUUGUUGUUAUGAACGAGUUAAUGGUUUACAUGAGAAUUUAUUUCAGACUGGAUUUGGCCCGACUCCAAAUCGAGGAAGAAAUCAUUUCACCUAACUGUUAAAAAACGCGUGGAUCUGAGUGGAAGACAUUCAGCAAUGCUGUGAGAGUGGAAGUCUCCUGUCUCCGGGCUUUACGAUCUGCAAUACACGGUUAAGAAGAAAACAAAAACAAAACUAAAGCAAAUUAAUUACAGGGGACCAACGUCAUGGCAAUAAAAAACACACUAGAGUAUGUAGUCACCUUAAUGUGUAAAACAAAUUUAUGGAUUUUCCGAAAUUCGUUCUGAAGACACAUAUAAGUCUUAUUUAUUAUUACAGUUUGCAUUUACUUAACCAAAAUGGAGGGCGAGAUAGAUAAUAACAAAGGCAGCCUAUAAUGGACGGUGAAUAGAAGUACUUUAACUAUGCAUUUUGAACGUUAUGAUGUCCAUGCAGUAUUAGAGAUAUUCUGGUCAAUCUGAAGAAAAAGAGGGUGUUGUUCACACAUGAGAAUUUCGUUUCAAUUGCUCUCUAUUCGUUUACCAGAAAACAGCGUAUUUUUACAUCGAAAAAUGAAGAGUCGUUGAAGACAAAGAAGAGGAAAACGGCUAGUCGGAAAUUCCAGAAGAAAUUAUGUAUGACCAUGGAAAAUAUAAAACAACCCACCAACUCAAAUCACUAAAUUCGACUUCUGAGCAUUGCGUUGUUUAUCAGAUAUCAAAUGUCGUAAUUUAAAACAAUUAAUAAUGGUCAUGUUCCCCUCAGUGAGAUUUAUUUAUAGCGUCGUUGGAUCGAAAUCAAGUCGAAAUAAAGGGACUUGCAUAAGACUUUUUUUUUUGUUUUCAUUUUGUGCAAUCCAAUGGGUGCUGUGGAAAUGUUAUAAAACCGUAUGUGUUGUGUUUUUGUGGUUUAAAAGAUGGAAUGUAUAUCACAAAAUCGUUAUCAUAUAUCGUGAAAAUGAAUAUAUUGAAGAAUAAAGAAACGCGUGAAAUUA
Ctenopharyngodon idella (grass carp) is the source of this 3405-nucleotide messenger RNA. It is a transcript of the gene slc32a1, whose product is annotated as solute carrier family 32 member 1. NCBI's taxonomy places the organism in Eukaryota, Metazoa, Chordata, Actinopteri, Cypriniformes, Xenocyprididae. The coding region runs from base 553 to 2145 and encodes 530 amino acids. Gene Ontology annotation, cellular component: vacuolar membrane. The record is from RefSeq and is a predicted model, not a curated record. Gene Ontology annotation, molecular function: amino acid transmembrane transporter activity. The transcript has 2 exons. Gene Ontology annotation, biological process: amino acid transmembrane transport.